Elgaria multicarinata webbii is the source of this 9704-nucleotide messenger RNA. It is a transcript of the gene MKLN1, whose product is annotated as muskelin 1. The transcript has 18 exons. Gene Ontology annotation, molecular function: protein binding. Bases 88 to 2214 code for a protein of 708 amino acids. The record is from RefSeq and is a predicted model, not a curated record. Lineage: Eukaryota; Metazoa; Chordata; Lepidosauria; Squamata; Anguidae. Gene Ontology annotation, cellular component: cytoplasm.
GCGGCGGCCUCAGGCUUAGGCCCAGGCGGGCCCCUCGAAAGCCGCGUCCUGGCCUACACCCUGCACCGCUGGAGCAGCUUCUCCUCUAUGUACCUGCCCGAGAAUAUUUUAGUAGACAGGCCCAAUGAUCAGUCUUCACGGUGGUCUUCCGAAAGCAACUACCCUCCACAGUAUCUCAUCUUAAAACUUGAAAGACCUGCUAUAGUCCAGAGCAUCACAUUUGGCAAAUAUGAGAAGACCCAUGUCUGUAAUUUAAAGAAGUUUAAAGUUUUCGGUGGGAUGAAUGAAGAAAACAUGACAGAUCUGUUAUCUAGUGGCUUAAAGAAUGACUAUAACAAAGAAACAUUCACCUUGAAGCAUAAAAUUGAUGAGCAGAUGUUCCCUUGUCGAUUUAUUAAGAUAGUUCCACUGCUGUCAUGGGGUCCCAGCUUCAAUUUUAGCAUCUGGUAUGUUGAACUCAGUGGCAUCGAUGACCCAGAUGUGGUCCAACCCUGCCUCAAUUGGUACAGCAAGUACCGUGAACAGGAAGCCAUUCGCCUCUGCCUGAAGCACUUUCGCCAGCACAACUACACCGAGGCAUUUGAAUCCUUGCAGAAGAAAACCAAGAUUGCGUUGGAGCACCCCAUGCUGACAGACCUCCAUGACAAGCUCGUCCUGAAGGGAGAUUUCAACGCUUGUGAAGAGUUGAUAGAAAAAGCUGUGAAUGAUGGUUUGUUCAACCAGUACAUCAGUCAACAGGAAUACAAACCUCGAUGGGGACAGAUCAUCCCCAAAAGCACCAAAGGUGAUGGUGAGGACAGCAGGCCCGGAAUGAGAGGUGGUCAUCAAAUGGUCAUCGAUGUUCAGACAGAAACAGUUUAUUUGUUUGGCGGCUGGGAUGGGACCCAGGACCUGGCUGACUUCUGGGCAUACAGCGUGAAGGAAAACCAGUGGACGUGUAUAUCAAGAGAUACUGAAAAGGAGCAGAAUGGCCCCAGCGCCAGGUCAUGUCACAAGAUGUGCAUUGACAUCCAGCGAAGACAGAUCUACACGCUGGGCCGUUACCUGGAUUCCUCUGUGAGGAACAGCAAGUCUCUGAAAAGUGACUUUUAUCGCUAUGACAUUGACACAAACACGUGGAUGUUGCUAAGUGAAGAUACUGCAGCGGAUGGUGGCCCCAAGCUGGUGUUUGAUCAUCAGAUGUGCAUGGAUUCAGAGAAACACAUGAUCUACACUUUUGGAGGAAGGAUUUUGACGUGCAACGGCAGCGUGGAUGACAGCAGAGCCAGCGAGCCACAGUUCAGCGGCCUCUUUGCUUUUGACUGUCGAUGCCGGAUGUGGAAGCUCCUGCGAGAAGACUCCUGUAAUGCUGGCCCUGAGGACAUCCAAUCCAGAAUAGGACACUGCAUGUUGUUCCAUUCAAAAAAUCGUUGCCUGUACGUGUUUGGUGGGCAGAGGUCGAAAACAUACUUGAAUGACUUCUUCAGUUACGAUGUAGACAGUGAUCAUGUGGAUAUCAUAUCGGAUGGCACGAAGAAAGAUUCAGGGAUGGUUCCAAUGACUGGUUUCACCCAAAGAGCUACCAUCGAUCCAGAACUGAACGAAAUCCAUGUGUUGUCAGGACUCAGCAAAGACAAAGAGAAAAGGGAAGAGAAUGUUCGGAAUUCUUUCUGGAUUUAUGACAUUGUACGGAACAGCUGGUCUUGUGUCUACAAGAACGAUCAAGCAGCCAAAGAGAAUCCGAGCAAAAGCCUUCAAGAGGAGGAGCCCUGCCCACGCUUUGCACACCAGCUUGUAUAUGAUGAAUUGCACAAGGUUCAUUAUUUGUUUGGAGGGAAUCCAGGCAAAUCCUGUUCUCCAAAGAUGCGGCUGGAUGACUUCUGGUCCCUGAAGCUCUGUCGGCCUUCCAAGGAAUACCUGCUACGCCACUGCAAAUACCUAAUAAGGAAGCACAGGUUUGAAGAGAAGGCCCAGAUGGACCCACUAAGUGCACUGAAAUACCUGCAGAACGACUUGUUUGUCACUGUGGAUCACUCAGAUCCCGAGGAGACAAAAGAGUUCCAGCUACUUGCUUCAGCCCUCUUCAGGUCUGGCUCUGAUCUGAGCACUCUGGGGUUUUCGGACGUUGAUCACAUCUACGCCCAACGAACGCAGCUAUUUGAUACCUUAGUGAACUUCUUUCCAGACAACAUGACGCCUCCCAAAGGCAACCUGGUAGACCUCAUCACUCUGUGACCGGGCAGCGGCCAGACACAUGGAAGGAGGGGGAAGAACAUUUUCUGCUUUCAGUAUUUUUAUUUUGUGUGUGUGCGUGUGUCCGCGCGCGUGCGUGUUGAUUGACUGAGUGGUGGAAUGCAGUAAUAGAGUGACCCAGCUUUGAAAGGGGCUUUAUGGGUAAUACCAAAUGGGAUUAGGAUAAGAAAAAGUAAUUCACGUUCUUCUAAUGGAAAUAUAUAUAUAUAUAUAUAUUUUCUGACCUUGACUUUUUAAAGGUUAAUGAUCAUUGACAAAAAGAAAGCAACCGUGUGGUCCUCUGACUUGUUUAUAUUUUUCCAGGCCCCCGGGGUCCAAACCGAUGACGUAGAGCAUUUGGGGAGUUGGGUGGGGGGCUUGUAAUGUUGUCCCAGCACUUGCUUUGCUGAUUUUUUUAGCUUUACUUUCCUCCUUUGUUUACACUGGCAGCAGAUGCUGGUGUACAGGAGGUGUGUGUGUGUGUGUGUGUGUCUGUCCGUCUGUCUGUCCGUCUCUCUCUGUUGACUUGAGGCUUCUAAGAGCAGCAGCAGCGUGACUGUGUGAAGGAAAGCCAAUUCAUGGCCAUCUCGUCUCGGAGGAGCUAGCGCCCUCUGGUGAGCAACUGAGCCCUUGCUGAGAAAUAGGAAUAAAAAAGUAUUGUCAGGGCGGAACUGUACUUAAAACAUGAAUCAUGGCAAUGCAAUUACAGCCCCACUUCUGGUUGGGAGAAGCGGAGAGCGUAGGAGGGGAGGUACGGUGUUGCAAAACUCUUCCCCUGCCUAUAGAUUUUGUCCCGGACACCAACACGCACACACACGGCUUCUCAACUCCACACUGCUCCCUUCCCCAAACUGUUUUUCCUUCCAAGAAGUGGCCGUGGUGCUCAUGUGUCGUAUUCGUGUCCGAUGCGUAGUUCUGCCCCUUGGUCGGUGCCACCACGACUACGUGGCUUCUGUUCUGGCAGCUGGUCCGUGCCAAGCUUAUCAUGCGCUGUCCAAAACCUCAGAAGUGGAGAACGCUGGUCCCGCCGGCUUGUUGCACGCUCUUUUGUUAGAGGUGUCGUUGUACCUGUUCUGUUUUACCAAUGAAAACUCUAAUUCGGGGUUCUGAAGAGCUUGGGGCUUCCUUGUUUGAUGUCCCCCCUGGCUACACAGCUGCUUGGUGGCUCUGCUGAAGUUUGUAAUUCAGGUUACAAACCAUGGGCUUUGCAAACAGCUUGCUGCUUUCAUCAGGUGUGUGUGUGUGUGUGUGUGAGAACACAGGUUGGUUGCUGUAUAAGCUCCCCUCUUUAACCUGUUCAGUGACUGUUUGCAUGGGUAAGCCUUCCCUUCCUAGUUUGGAGCUGUAGCGACUAGCGCAGAAAGCUUUCGAAUGACAAGGUCGGGUCACAUGGCACAGAAAGAAUCCCACGCUGACUCUCCAGUAGACUGUGCAGAUGCCGUAACUUAAGCCUAACCUGUAGUCCUAGCACUGCUUAGAUUGAAGGGGGCUCUGCCUUUGGGCGGCCCUUUAGACCUCCAUGCAAUAUGCCUUCUAAACAUGGUUUGAAACACUGUCAAUGACAUGCACAUCCAUUUGAAAGCCAGUGGUUCCGAUUCUUCCGCACCCACCCCGAUCACCACUCCCUAGGUUUUUACAUUGAAGGCUUUGGCGCCAACACGUAUAUUAUUUGGGUGCAGAACGUUUUCCUUGAAUGGAAACAGUGUGAUUCCCCAAGCUCAAAUUAACUGGUAAAGAUAAUGCCCCUGUUUUAAGAAUCGGCCGUGUAAUGGCUUGAAAGUUUAAGGUUGUAUUUUUUCAACAACAAGGAGAAUGGUUUAGUGAAUGCCACGCCGACAGCCCUGGGCAUGAAAGUUAUGUUGUGGUAGUUGGCGUAUAAAUCCCUGUCCAGCACCACUUUUUCACAAGGAACCAUGUCGAAAGAACCCCAGGAGGAAUGGGGAAAACCUGACCCAAGCUGGUCCCUAAGGGCUUUCAGGUGCUUUCAGCCAACAUUCCCUGGGCUUUCAUUACUUCCUGGAUUUGCUUGUGUUCCACAAAGGAUGCAGUCUGAAAGAAAGUGGAUCUGCCCCCCACUAUCACUUUAUAAAUUCAGCAGCUGAAGUUACGUAAUUGGGGAAGUUAUAUAAUAGAGACGUAAAAUCUCUGUUAACCCUCAUCUGGUGUUUGAAAUGCCAUGAAUUCAUCUUGCAAUAUUCUAUGUGUUGGAAGAAUUACAUAUUUGCCUCUUCAGGUUUCAUUAUGAACUUUCCCCUCUGUAACUGAUAAGAAACUGCAGCGGCUGACAGUUUAGGUUUUCUGUGGCUUGUGCUUUAGCACCAACUUUAACUCUCAAGUGAAACCUUGAGCAGGCGAUGUUGGGGGAUUCCUGGGUGCUGCACCUGAGUUCCUACAAGGGAACCCACAGAAAGGGACACAUUGGCAGCACUUGGCAGACGGGGGGUAAAAUCAACACUAAAAAGCUUGCAGUGCUUAAACUGCUGAAAGGUUUACGUCAUGGCAUUUUCUACAGCUUUAGUAAAAAGACAGGACACAUUUUAGAGAGGAGAUUUGCUUCCAAGAAACUAUUUUUAAAAUGCCCCAGUGGCCGAAGAACAAGAGCCAGUUGACCUAGCCAGAUCAGCGAGUUGAGAACUUGGGUUAAGUGGAUCUGUGGAAAUCGGCAUUGAGUGACCCUUUGGCCGUAUUUAGAGAUCACACUACACCAUGGCUUAUGGCGACCUACCCAAGUGCUAUCAAGCCCCAGGCUCACAUGCUGACCCCGUGUCCUCUGCCCUUGCAGCUGGGAGGAGGAGCUUUGGACGCGUUUACUCACGCUUCCGGUUUGCCAUGUCGUCUGAUCCAGAAGUUGGCUUGUUCUGGAACUGACCAUUGUUAGUGUUAAGCCCUGAUCCAUGGUUCAGACAAAAUGACAACUCAAAGAUGAACUAAAUGCAAAAGCUUCCUAAGGCACCCAUCCUGCUGCGAAGGGAGAAAGAAGUAGGGGAGCGCACCACCCCAAGGCUCAGUGCAGCUCAGUCACAUCACAAUAAACUCUGGCUUAUUUUGCAGUCCAAAUACAGCCAGCAGAUGAGGGCCGGACUGUGAAGUGAUUGACAUUUGGCCGAGAAAUCCGUUGCUUUAAGUGCCAUAUUUUAAGAAUCACAAUUCAUUUUUUUUCCUGUGUGUGUUUGGAGCAUAUAUAUCUCCCCCCUUAUUUUAAAUGAACUUUGCAGUUGUCAAGUGUACCAGUAUUUUGACGACUGGCCAAGUGUUACGAAAUUGUCAUAUUUACACCAAUAGAACAUUAUCACGGGGGUGGGGGACGGGUGGGUAGGUCUCUUUAAUUGAACCUGAAAGAUUCAUUCAAUUGCUUCUCUGAAAAUAACUUAGGACUGUGUUGCAAUUAGGAUGGCUUCUUCACAUGCUGGUGAUAGUUGUGGAGCUGGUUAGAAUCUACUUGUAAUUGCAUGAGCCCAUGUUUUCUUCUCAACAGCUUCCAUGUCUCACUUCAAAGCCAGCUCACUUCCCCCCCCCCUCGUAUGUUUAUUCCCGUGGACGAGUAAAGAAUUUGCUGCUGGUCUCUUCCGGAUACGGUUCGCACAUUUUGAAAUCUUAUAACAUCAACCCCCAAAUGGUUGUCUUAAUCCAGCCCUUUCAAAUCGUGAGAGCCAAGGUUGUUGCUGCCUUGCUUGUAUUGUCGAUGGGAGAUCUCAUGAGCAUGAAGUCUUAACGUUCACCCAGUGGCAGGUGUCUUAUCUCCCCUUGGAUUCGGGUAUCGGGUGCCCUUGGAAAUAUGGAAGUUAGCUUGAGACCAUUCAGCUGCUCUUCCUGUUGCAUGGAUCAAUACCACCUAAGGGUGCUAAAUGCAUUGGUGAAAAGGUCUAUCUUAAGAGACUACAUUCAUGAUGGCACGUAAAACUCAGGUACCUUUGGCUUGCCAGAUGGAAGGGAAAAGCCUCACUGUUCAAAAGCCCUUAAAAAAAAAAGCUUUGCAAUGCUGUGACCUGGGUGUGCCCUAAAGCACUUAGUCAACUCGGUUUCCAUGUGGAAUCAUCCCAAGCCUUAUUCUUCUCUUUUUUUUUACACGAAGGAUGUGUGAGUCAAGAUUAGGGAUGGGUGAGAAAUGUUUUUGGUUCACUUUUGAGAAGAACUUAGCAAAAUUCGCAGAUUUCUUCAUAAAACAGGAGGGAAAGUACAUUUGCGUGUGGCAGAAGUGAAACUGAGAUCCGUCCAUCCAGGUAGGGGGGCCUUGGAAUGCUUAGCCUGGGCUUGAACCUCUCUGUAUUUAACCUUGCUGAAUUAGGGUUGCCACCUUCUUUUCCUCACUGAGGCUCUUCAUCUUUAAUGGUCUUCUCCAUAGUUGGAAUAACCCUAGCUAUUGAAAUUAGGCCGGGGUGGAUGGAUGAGAACUUCAUUUUUAUUUUUCAAAAAAUAAGAACUUACCAAAAAUCACAACUUUUUGGACAGAAAGAACUUGAGAUUUCGCUGCUUUGGUAAGACUGAAGCCCAGGAAUGGUGGGAAGACUAAGAACCAGUGUUAGAACAGCUGGUCCUGCUGGAGCACUGGGCUCCGGUGGCUGGGUGUUGCCACUGGACUUGGGUAAGAGCUAGACCAGGCCUAGUGUGUGGUCCUUAAGUCCUAUCACGGCAUGGCAGACCUACUUAUGACCCUUGAUCGAGCCCUUGGGGUUUUUGCAGUUUAUCUGGGCUAGGUAAUUUAAUAACAUGUCUCCUCCCUUGCAUGAAUUUAAUCUCUCUGGGUCCUUGCAGACAUUUACCAGAUGGCAGGGAUGGACUAUCACUUUCAUGCCUUCUUUGAGAGCUCACAGGAAGCCAAAUGCUGGACUAGAUGGACCUUUGGCCUGAUUUUGCAAGAUGCUCCAGCUACCCCAAAGCUAUAUUGGAAGCCUUGUGUGGCUUGUGGAAUGCCCCUGGCUUUUGACAUGAAUGAGGGAACACGGAAAUAGAAGGAGCUCAGGGUUCAAAGAUGAAGUAGUGCUUCUGUGUAACCUUACGCCUGCCAUUGGGUGAGCUUUUGUGAUGUCACAGCAUUAUUGGGUGUUCCUAACCCUGUGGGGGAUGCAGCCAAUGAAUUGUUGAAUAUUCGCCUGUCGUGGACCCUAUUAGGGAAAGCCUUACGCAGGGCCCACUGUCUGCAAAAGGAGUCUGAAUACUAGAAUAAAGGGCCUAGGGACAGAAGAAGCUAUUGAAGAAAGGUGAGCAAGUCUAAAUCUGAUUGGGUUGGAGCCAGGUGUUGCUUGAGUAGAAGGCAAGGCUUUUUACCAUUCCUCCCCCAGCUGGGUAUCUCCUGAAAGGCCUCAUUGGAGAAUUAUGUUGUGAGGACUGCACUGGGAUGGGGGAAUCGCCCCCCAAUUAAGUGGAGGCUAUUCUCGCAUUGUGGUCGCUGCCCAAUUUUGGGAAAUCCCUCCCUCUCACUGUAGCUCCUCAUGAAAAAAAAAACCCACCUGCUGGUCAGAACCAGCCCUCCAGAGAGGGAGGUAUGUGGCGGCAAUAGGCAAAAUCGUUGCACUAGCAAGGAUCCAGGCUACUGAAUCUUCUAGCUGUGGGAUUCGAAUCUGAAUCCCCAAAGAAGAUUCGGCUGAAAAAUGGAAGAGGACUGAAGCGUCAGUGAAGUUUUGGCUGCCCAUUAGAAAUCCAGUACUGAAUCUCGCACAUUUCUUGUUCGAAGGAAGGUAGUGUGACCCCCAGAGGCUCAAAAGGAGAUUGGGGGGGGGGGACUUAAUUUUUAUUUUUUUGGGGGGUAAUUUCUCUGAUUUCUCAAGUUUAGUUUAAAGAUGGGCAUUUUAUUUGUGCGUUGCUUUGUAACAGGGCAGUUUGUUGACAAUUGGCUUGGAGUUUCCGGUCAAAGCUCUUGGCUGGAUUGCAGAGUUUUAAGACUUUGGGGGUAUUUGUUUUUGCCCGACAUCGCACUUGAAUGAUUGGGAUGUCUUUAUGGAUUGCUCUGCUCUUUUAAAAAUGCUGCAGCUUCUGGUUCAUGUUGGCAUUGUGGCAGCUUCAGUAAACCUCACAUGCACUUAUUAGUGUUGAUGCUGCCAGUGCCAGUAACUUGUUGGGAAUGGUGUUGGUUUCUUAUGUGUGUUGAAGGGAGUUGAAACCACAUGACACAAAGGGUGCAUCUUUGCUAAUCAACUGGUUUAAAAGUCCUCUCCCCUCCCCAUGGAAACUUGGAAGCUGAAGUCCCAGGUGGGGACCUCCAAUUCUCAACACUUCUCCUCCUCACCAAAUUAAAAAACCCCAAGGUCCUUUGCAAGAAGCCAUGACAAAGUAGAAUAAGCUUCUCAUGUAUGCCCUACUUUUGGGGUAGUGAUGGUUCUUGACUCUAUCAAUGCCCCUUUGGAUAACCAAUAGAUCUACUUGGUCAGCUUGACUACCCUGAUAUUCAGGUGGUGUAACAUAAGGGGAGGUAGAGAAACGCCCUCCAAAAGACGUGUGGAAUGACUUGUGUACUUUUGGGAAAGGGUUUCUGUCUGCCUUGAACUCCUAUCUGAUGGUUGGCAUAAUCUGCACACUCGGACAGCUUUCUCCAACCUAGUGCCCACCAGAUGUUGUGCACUUCAACUCCCAUCAGCCCCAGUCACAUAGGCUUUGGCCAUUCUGGCUGGGAGUGAUGGGGCUUGUCCAACAUGCCUGCAGGGCAGCAGGUUGGGCAAAGGUCCCAAUCCCUGGUGUCCGUGGGGAGAAGUUCACCUCUUUUUUAAAACAAAAUUGAAUUGAAGGGAGAAUGUCCUCCAAGUGGCUCAGGCCAGGACCAAGUUUUGGUACCAGAGGCACAAAAACCAAAGUGCCCCCUACCCACAUGGAGUAGCCUGCCAGGCAGCUCUGUGGCGCAAACUUCACUGAACAGCUCGGGGCCUACGCAGGAGGACCAAGUGUUCUUAAGGGAUGAUGUCCCAAUGGGUCAGGUCCAUCUGCCUCCUCCUCUGCUGCCCUUAAGUUUCUCAGAAACUACUACCUGAUCCUGCAUCAUGAUCAGGCUGCCACUAGAUGAGAUGCAGCAAUUUGGUGACAUCCAAAGCCGGUGACAGCUUUGGACUACUGUUGUACCUUCCAGCGACACGAGAGACCUGCGUUGCACUCAAGUGAGAACAUUUUGCAUGCCUUGAAAUCUUCCACAGAGAGAACAAGCUGCACCCUUCCUUCAACAAUUCCCAUUUCAGGAGUGGGUGGAAUUUUGUUGCUGAGACACAAAAGCCUCUUGAGAACCAUUGUGUCACGCAUCUUUCCACACUGCGCUCACCGCUGUUCGCUGUUCUCCAAGCGUCUUUUUUCAGCCUGCAAUAUUAAUUUCACCUUGUGUUCUUCCCACCUUCACCCUCCUGUCUUGGCGUAAGGCGAAAUGAGUGUGAUCCCAGGUUGUAGUAGUAUGUAACAAUGACUUCGGAGCGAUACGAGAGCAAUUACCAAUGUAGAAUUAUGCUGUAUGUAAUGUAUAUAUGGAGAGAGAAUGUAUUUUGUUCAUUUUUUUUCUUAAUAAAAAAAAAGUAUACCAA